Oreochromis niloticus (Nile tilapia) is the source of this 2780-nucleotide messenger RNA. It is a transcript of the gene spock1, whose product is annotated as SPARC (osteonectin), cwcv and kazal like domains proteoglycan 1. The record is from RefSeq and is a predicted model, not a curated record. NCBI's taxonomy places the organism in Eukaryota, Metazoa, Chordata, Actinopteri, Cichliformes, Cichlidae. The transcript has 13 exons. Gene Ontology annotation, biological process: anatomical structure development. The coding region runs from base 167 to 1537 and encodes 456 amino acids. Gene Ontology annotation, molecular function: calcium ion binding; extracellular matrix binding; protein binding.
UGUCUGCUGACAGAGGAGGAGGAGAAAGCGCCCGGUCCUCUAGUCCUUGCUGCUCGCUUUUACCGUCAAUCCCACAAGCAGUCGGGUUCUACCGGAGUGUGCCCGGGGCUGUGGACUUAUUUUACCCCGGGAAUCAGAAGUGGACACCAACGAACUAUUCCAGAAGAUGUUCUUCUUUCUGCUACCUGUCGUGGCUCUCUUGCUGAGCAGAGAAACGGUGGUCUCCGCUAACAAUAAUGAGAAAUGGCUGGGAACCGUGGCUCAGUAUAAGGACAGAUCCUGGAACAGAUUCAGAGAUGAAGCAGAGGAUGACUACUUCAAAAGCUGGGCACCUGCAAAGUCUCUCGAUCAAGAGCGAGUGGCUGAACCUGGCCGAUAUGGAGACCCAAGAACUAAAGCCCACUCCAGCUCAGCCAAAAAGACAGUACAAGAUGGACCAGAUGCCACCAAGGAUCCAUGCCUGAAGGUUCGCUGUCCUCCUCACAAGAUCUGUGUCAGUCAUGACUACCAGACAGCGAUCUGCACCAAUCACAAGCAGCCAGGCCACAGUGUGAAACCCAGGAAAGGCAGUGUAGGCCACAAACAUAGGCUUGAAGCUGGUGCUCAUGGGAAAUGCAGGCUCUGCUCAGCCCUCCAGUCAACUCCUGUUUGUGGUUCUGAUGGGCACACUUACUCCUCCGAGUGUAAAUUGGAGUUCCAGAGCUGCCUGUCUGGGAAGAAAAUCUCAGUGAAAUGUGAUGGGCUAUGUCCCUGCUUGCCCGGUCAAGAGCUCAGCAAACCACUGCACAAUGGCGAGAAGGCUGCUUGCACUGAUACAGAGCUUCACAGUCUCGCUGCCAGACUGAAGGACUGGUUCGGAGUUCUCCACCUCGAUGCCAACAGAGACCUCAAAUCCUCUGACAGCUUUGACUCCACCACUGGACACUUUGAUACAAGCAUCCUGCCCAUUUGUAAGGACUCACUGGGCUGGAUGUUCAACAAGCUAGACAUGAACUUUGACCUACUCCUGGACCAGUCGGAGCUGAGUGCCAUCUACCUUGACAAGUAUGAACUGUGCAUGAAGCCUCUCUUCAACUCCUGUGACUCGUUCAAGGAUGGCAAGCUUUCCAACAACGAGUGGUGCUACUGUUUCCAGAAGCCCGAUGGACUGCCUUGUCAAACUGAGAAGAGCAGGAUCCAGAGUCAGAGUCGAAGAAAGAGCCUCAUAGGCACUUACAUUCCCCGUUGUACUGAUGAGGGCUACUUCAAACCAACUCAGUGUCACGGCAGCACUGGCCAGUGUUGGUGUGUGGACAAAUAUGGCAACGAGAUAGCUGGCUCUAGAAAACAAGGCAACCCCAACUGUGAUGAGGAUCAGGAGACAUCGGGGGAUUUUGGCAGUGGUGGUGCGGUCAUACUCCUCGACGAUCAAGAAGAGGAGCCAUCACAGACCGGUCGGAGCCGGCAGAAGAAGAGACGGGGCCGCAUCCAUCCCCGAGGGACCAUCGAGGACGACGAGGAAGAGGACAAGGAUGACGAAAUCGGCUACGUUUGGUAGCUCCGCUCCAUUUUCCUUUGCCAUCAGCUGACCAGGAAACUCCGUUAACUCAGCACAGAUCUAAAGCCAUUCCAAUGUCUCUUCCUCCAGUUAUCUUGGCAGCAGUCCAUCUCCUGGCCCCUCAACCUGCUACUGCAAUCUCUGUCCCUCAUCCAAAUCUCUCUCUUCAGUGAACCUCAUCUGACCUCUUCAUUUUCAAGCGUUUCACUCUGUCCUCAGACAGAAAACAGAGAGACUAUUAGAUUUCAACAACUGUCAAGCCCCUUUUAGAAUUCUGCUCGAGCUGUCCACUUUCUGCCUCCACGUUCCCCCAAACCUGUGAUCUUAAACACCUUCUAACAGGGACUCUAUUAUCUCUGUCACUCGUUCCAUCUUCUUUCAGUCGUUCUCUCUUUCUCCUAUCACUGUAUGUCCAUAUCAGAAUCUCUGGUCAGUCUAUGAGCCCAGAUAUGUUAGCUGAUGUAUUGGAUGUAAAUAUGUUUCCUGAAGGGAGGCCAGGCUAUGGACUACCUUCCCUGUUGCUCCAUCAGCGGCUCAUUCUCAUAUUCUGUGUCCCACCGUCGGGCUCCUUCCGGUGUUCAAUGAUGUUUCUGCAAAUUGCUGCCACAGUUUAAGGCUCUGAGAUGCUCCUUCUCCCUCUCUCUCUCACUCUCUCUCUGUUGUUUUAAGGAGGAUUGUAAAAUAUUUGUUGAUCUUGAAUGUUCCAGGAAGCCCAGGAAACAAUGAGAUUAAUGAUGUAUUGUCGUUGUUGUUGCAUGUUUCUCAUCGUGUUUCUAUAAAAGAGAGAUUUACCUGGCCAGGUCUAGCUCUAUGCAUCUCAAACAGAAAGUGAUGCCUAUUUGGCUGCUACAAUACUUUGUUGCUAUGUUGAUGCUGUCUAGUGUCUUUUUGGUUCUUCUCCCAAUCUCAGGAGGUAGGAAGUUGCAUUGCAAAGUGUGAUAGCAGUUAAGAAAAGCAAACUGCGAAACCUACGGUCCAAAUCGGUUGGUUCUCAGCCAGCUAUUCUUCUACUAAUUGGUCAAUAGGGCUGCUGAGGAUUUUUGACUGCGCAUGGACACUAAGCUGCUCCUGAGCUGGGAGGACACAUGAAGUCAUGCAGAAGAAGAGGCUCAGUUGUGCGUCAAAGCGUUGGAUAUGUUCAGUGAUUUGAAAUUGAAAUCUUCACCAUGUCAACUACGUGAACUUUUAUUUGUAACUUUGAGAAUUUAAGUAAAGUGGCACUUUGGGUGUCUUUUGAACCUUA